UCGGAAGCUGGUAUCUUGUUCUGGACUCAAGUGGAAGGGCUCGUAGGACAUAGGACCAAUAAGGACGCUAAACUGCCCACACCGGUUGAACGUCAUUGGUUGGCCUAGUGUGAAGAUACGUAUAAGUCGUAUUCGGAUUGGUAGAUAAAUCGUGUGAUAGAAAAGUCAGACAUCAAGGUCAUAACAAUUGGCGACGGGGUGGAGAAAAGUUUUCAACCCUCAACUUCAAGGCCAUAACAAUUGGCGACGGGGAUUUUGGCAACAGAGAAAUAAUAAUAAUACAAGUGGUGACUCAGAUUUUGGAAAUAAAUUAGCUGUAUAAUUGCCGGUGAUUUUUGGAGCUAAUAUUAUUGGCAAAAAAAUGUCGAUUUCUUUCGAAGAGUUGCGGUUAAUAUUACAGCACCAGCAGAAGAUGUUGGCCUUCCAACAACAGCUAUUUGAAACAGUUUUGGGCAGACUUUUCACUCAGCCAGAAAAUAAGAAAUCUAUAUAUCAUGCAGAUAAUGGUGCAGUAAUGGACAUUUCAGAAGCAUAUCCUGUGCAGGGUUCAAAUCCCUCUAUACCAGAAGGAAAACGUAAUAUUGGUAACGUGUCCAGCUCAGAGCAAGAAAAUAUUGUGCUAAAUGCACAUGAAGUUGUGACAAUAUCAGAUGAUCAGGAGCCAGAUCCUGUAGAUGAUGCCCAGAGUCCAGAAUCAAAUGAAACACUACUGGUACUGUCUAGCUGCGAAAAUAAACGUCAGCUUGAACAAAACUGUGGUCCACGUGCUAUUAGUCGAGAAAGCUAUAGUGACUCGUAUUCAGAAAAUAACUGGAGCAACACGAUGAACCAAAUUGCACCAGAUGUUACUCAAAAUCACCGGAAGACAGAAUUUUAUAUUCAGUCAAAUUAUCCCAUUUCUAAUGACAGUGUACCAGAUAUUGAUUCUCAGACUAAUGCAUAUGAUUUUGAUGAAACUUCUUGUAACAAUGAGGGAAAUAUGUCAGCUGAGUCGAAUGAUGGCCAAAAAUCUAAUUUAAUUCUGUUAGACGUUGACUUUCUUAAUGACUCGUUAUAUGCUAACGAGAUUCAUAAUGAAUUUGGAAGUAAUGACCUCAAGUCGAAGGUCGUUCAUCAUCAUCUAGCCAUUUUUAGUGGAUUCUCCAGUCAAUACGAGAAACAUGGGUUAAAUAAAGUGCUACUAGUUGUAAUUUGGAGCCAUAAGGACCCAACAUUAUUUCGAGGAGGAGGAGAAUGUUGGGGAAUUUAAAGUCACAUAUAAUUCUUUUUUUUAAUCAGAAUCUAAAGUUGGAAUUUUCAAAAAAAAGGGGGGAGGUGUUAUAUCCGGUGAAGAUUAAACUACAGGUAAAUUCCAAGGACUAUUCAUGGACUAAUAUUCUAUAAAUAUUCUUAUUGUAUAACUACUCAACAAUUACACUAUGGAUAUUUAUAUUCCUUUUAUGAUAAGCUUUAUUUUGAUCUAUAAUUUAUUAUUGUACGAUUUACGGUUCUUAAGUUAUGCUCAGUUUAUUAACUACUGCCUCCCACAUUCACAGCCACUUCUUGGGCUUAUUUGUGUACAAUAUUAUUUCCUAUUUUAUGGUACGUUGCGGUCUGUAUGAUUGAUAUAUAAACCAAGUAUGCCUGAAAUAAACGAUCUGCUCUGAUUCGGAAGCUGGUAUCUUGUUCUGGACUCAAGUGGAAGGGCUCGUAGGACAUAGGACCAAUAAGGACGCUAAACUGCCCACACCGGUUGAACGUCAUUGGUUGGCCUAGUGUGAAGAUACGUAUAAGUCGUAUUCGGAUUGGUAGAUAAAUCGUGUGAUAGAAAAGUCAGACAUCAAGGUCAUAACAAUUGGCGACGGGGUGGAGAAAAGUUUUCAACCCUCAACUUCAAGGCCAUAACAAUUGGCGACGGGGAUUUUGGCAACAGAGAAAUAAUAAUAAUACAAGUGGUGACUCAGAUUUUGGAAAUAAAUUAGCUGUAUAAUUGCCGGUGAUUUUUGGAGCUAAUAUUAUUGGCAAAAAAAUGUCGAUUUCUUUCGAAGAGUUGCGGUUAAUAUUACAGCACCAGCAGAAGAUGUUGGCCUUCCAACAACAGCUAUUUGAAACAGUUUUGGGCAGACUUUUCACUCAGCCAGAAAAUAAGAAAUCUAUAUAUCAUGCAGAUAAUGGUGCAGUAAUGGACAUUUCAGAAGCAUAUCCUGUGCAGGGUUCAAAUCCCUCUAUACCAGAAGGAAAACGUAAUAUUGGUAACGUGUCCAGCUCAGAGCAAGAAAAUAUUGUGCUAAAUGCACAUGAAGUUGUGACAAUAUCAGAUGAUCAGGAGCCAGAUCCUGUAGAUGAUGCCCAGAGUCCAGAAUCAAAUGAAACACUACUGGUACUGUCUAGCUGCGAAAAUAAACGUCAGCUUGAACAAAACUGUGGUCCACGUGCUAUUAGUCGAGAAAGCUAUAGUGACUCGUAUUCAGAAAAUAACUGGAGCAACACGAUGAACCAAAUUGCACCAGAUGUUACUCAAAAUCACCGGAAGACAGAAUUUUAUAUUCAGUCAAAUUAUCCCAUUUCUAAUGACAGUGUACCAGAUAUUGAUUCUCAGACUAAUGCAUAUGAUUUUGAUGAAACUUCUUGUAACAAUGAGGGAAAUAUGUCAGCUGAGUCGAAUGAUGGCCAAAAAUCUAAUUUAAUUCUGUUAGACGUUGACUUUCUUAAUGACUCGUUAUAUGCUAACGAGAUUCAUAAUGAAUUUGGAAGUAAUGACCUCAAGUCGAAGGUCGUUCAUCAUCAUCUAGCCAUUUUUAGUGGAUUCUCCAGUCAAUACGAGAAACAUGGGUUAAAUAAAGUGCUACUAGUUGUAAUUUGGAGCCAUAAGGACCCAACAUUAUUUCGAGGAGGAGGAGAAUGUUGGGGAAUUUAAAGUCACAUAUAAUUCUUUUUUUUAAUCAGAAUCUAAAGUUGGAAUUUUCAAAAAAAAGGGGGGAGGUGUUAUAUCCGGUGAAGAUUAAACUACAGGUAAAUUCCAAGGACUAUUCAUGGACUAAUAUUCUAUAAAUAUUCUUAUUGUAUAACUACUCAACAAUUACACUAUGGAUAUUUAUAUUCCUUUUAUGAUAAGCUUUAUUUUGAUCUAUAAUUUAUUAUUGUACGAUUUACGGUUCUUAAGUUAUGCUCAGUUUAUUAACUACUGCCUCCCACAUUCACAGCCACUUCUCGGGCUUAUUUGUGUACAAUAUUAUUUCCUAUUUUAUGGUACGUUGCGGUCUGUAUGAUUGAUAUAUAAACCAAGUAUGCCUGAAAUAAACGAUCUGCUCUGAUUCGG
This is a messenger RNA of Schistosoma haematobium, 3298 nucleotides long. RefSeq lists its product as uncharacterized. The record is from RefSeq and is a predicted model, not a curated record. The transcript has a single exon. The coding region runs from base 362 to 1249 and encodes 295 amino acids. Lineage: Eukaryota; Metazoa; Platyhelminthes; Trematoda; Strigeidida; Schistosomatidae.